ACACAAACGGUGACACGUUUUCUGCCUGCGAUACAGGAUGAAUCCAGCAUGACUAAUUCUGUCAACGGCGCUUUGACACCUCUCCCAAGCCAAGACCAUGCAGGGCUUUGAGGGGUCAAUGAUCAUUUUACUCAGGGUGUUUGUUGGUAGUGAGCUGCACACUCAUUUUCGGGUUUUAAGAGAGAGACAACAAGAGAGACAAAAAGUCGGGAAUAAGAGAGAAAAUCCGGUGGGACUGCCGUGUGCCAAGGACAUUGUUCCUCUUUUUUCCUCCCCAAUAGGAAUCCACACGUGCUACAUGCUGCUUGCUGCUUGCUGCAGUUUAGAAUUGAACCUACAGUUGCACACAACCAUAACGGCACGUCAAUGCAUGAUGUAACGUGGGAGACUGUUAUUCAAUGGCCAAGAGAA
Molecule: messenger RNA, 411 nt
Organism: Aspergillus neoniger CBS 115656
Lineage: Eukaryota; Fungi; Ascomycota; Eurotiomycetes; Eurotiales; Aspergillaceae
Exons: 2
Coding region: 98-379 (93 amino acids)
Source: RefSeq, a predicted model, not a curated record